Molecule: messenger RNA, 494 nt
Organism: Culicoides brevitarsis
Lineage: Eukaryota; Metazoa; Arthropoda; Insecta; Diptera; Ceratopogonidae
Gene: Dad1
Product: dolichyl-diphosphooligosaccharide--protein glycosyltransferase subunit DAD1
Exons: 2
Coding region: 71-409 (112 amino acids)
Biological process (GO): protein N-linked glycosylation
Cellular component (GO): oligosaccharyltransferase complex; membrane
Source: RefSeq, a predicted model, not a curated record
AUUCAGCGGAGACUUUUAGAACUAAAUUUAUUGAAUCCACGUAAUAAACAGCCGGAAAAUCCUCAAAAAAAUGGCAAAAUUCACGCAAGUCCUGCAGAAAUUCUACGAAGAAUACCAAAAUAAGACGUCCAAGAAACUCAAGCUCAUCGACGCGUAUCUAUUCUACAUCCUGCUCACCGGAAUCAUUCAAUUUGUGUAUUGUGUCUUGGUUGGCACUUUUCCCUUCAACUCUUUUCUUUCGGGAUUCAUCUCUACCGUGAGCUCUUUUAUCCUCGGAGUUUGCCUUCGUUUGCAAUCAAAUCCGGAAAAUAAACAAAUUUUCAUGGGAAUUUCGCCGGAACGUGGAUUCGCCGACUUUAUUUUCGGACACAUCAUCCUCCAUUUGGUCGUCAUGAACUUUAUCGGUUAAUCUCGCGCAUUCCUAAAGACUAGAUUUAAGCUCCGUCUCACAAUUAAAAGUACUAAUUCAAUAAAUUUUGCAUUACAUCAAUCGA